Messenger RNA from Paramormyrops kingsleyae, 8555 nucleotides. Its product is annotated as DNA-binding protein RFX7-like. Gene Ontology annotation, biological process: regulation of transcription by RNA polymerase II. Lineage: Eukaryota; Metazoa; Chordata; Actinopteri; Osteoglossiformes; Mormyridae. Gene Ontology annotation, molecular function: RNA polymerase II cis-regulatory region sequence-specific DNA binding; DNA-binding transcription factor activity, RNA polymerase II-specific. The record is from RefSeq and is a predicted model, not a curated record.
UUUAUCCUGAUUUGUGGUUCAUGGUGAUCAGGGGCUUAUGAGAUGCUGGCCACUGUCUGUCAGUGUGGAUGUCUAUUGUCUUACCACUCGCUGUAAUUUCAGUCUCAAAAAUGUUUUGGAAAUGCUUGCAGCUGUCCAGAAAGAAAGAAAGCAGUACUGAUGUGUGUGCAAAUAGGGCUUCUCCGCUAUUGACUUAGAGACAUGAAAGGGAUCAUUAUUCAUGGUUAAGAAAAAAAAUGGGAAUAAAGACCCACCGCAAUCUGGAAAAAUUGUGUAAACCUUUUUGGUCUCCUUACUUUCCUUGGCGAGUGAAGCGAGCAUGCAAGUGGAGUGUAGUGAGGUGAAAAUAUAUGAGAAAUGCAAGAUAUAAAGAUCACUGUGAGAUAUCGCGUGAGAGGCUUCUGUAAACGCGCAUGGCAUCCUCCAAACCAGCACUCUAGUAUAUUUAAUGCAUUUAUGAGUUACUAAACUUAUUGCGUGUCGUCUGUGGCUUUCCCAAAAACUCCCAUUUGAUUUCUUAUGCCGACCCCACAAUAUAUCAAAACCGCAGUUGGGAAAAUCAUAAUGCAGAAGGUCGACUGUAGUGCUUUACUUUUAUUUAGCUGGUUCUAUACUAAUCUAUACUAAUCCUUACUUGGUUCUAUACUAAUCCUUACUGCAGAUUAUAAGUAGUGCUACUUUUGUUGUAUAUAAUCUUUUACUUAGCACAGUAAAUUCAGGGUUUCAGCCUAAGUAUAUUGAAGUUACUUCUGUCAUGGCACACAGACCAGGUAACAGUGCCCUAUGGUCACAUGUUCAGAACUGGCAUGCAUUAAGCUGCCAUUUAGGAUCAGUUUUGAACCCAUCAGCCAUUGCCAGUGACUCGCACCAUGCCCAGCUGCCGUGAUGUGCGUGGUCCAGUGUGUCCAGUGUUUGUGCCUGAAUCAGCGACUGGUCUAAAUGUGCUCACGUGUUCCUCUGAGGUCUCGCUGCAGAGAUCUCGCCACCACGGAAACCAUGCAGUGAUGGUUUCUUCAGCUGUGUUGUGCGAUACUCAGAUGGGAGGAACAUUUAUGAAAAGAGCUGUGGCCGGAGGGUUUGGUGACGGACACCAACACCCUGCUUCCCCUGUUGCUGAGAAAUACCCCUCCCUCAUCCUGGCUUCUCUUUUCGCUAACUGACUGUGGCACCCCUAAACCAGUGGGGCAGCCCUUUAACAAAGGUCAAAGGUCAUAAAGAAGUGGCUGUCUCUGGAAUAGCACCAUGCUAAAAUUUUCUAUUCGUUUUUUUUUUCUUGGAGAAAGCAGACUUCCUGUGACUACUUGAGUAUGACCAGUACAAGUUCUUUGGGUGUGCUUUGAAAUCCUAAACGGGAAGUUUCGUGUUUCAGAACUUCAGCAUGGUGUGCGGGUCCUUAACUACAUCAUACAUACUGCUAUAGUGGAUUGAGGAAAAAAGCCAUGGUCCAUGUGCCAUCUCUGCCCAACCUGGAUGUGCAUAAAACAAGCGAUGGGGUGGGAUGAAGACGUCAGUGGAGUCCUGUCCCUUCGUGCCAGUAGAUGAUAGCAGGUCCUUCCAGCCCCAGGCAAAGACCUUGCCCUCCCCCACCGUUGAUGCCAAGCAGCAGCUGCAGCGUAAGAUCCAGAAGAAGCAGCAGGAGCAGAAGCUGCACUCGCCGCUGCCGGGAGAUGGGCAAACCCCGACCCCAACCCAGGCUCGGAGGGCAGAGGCUGGCAUACCCUGCGUGGGGCCCAGCAUUUCCUGCGGAAGCCCCGCCCUGCUCUCCCCACAGCCAACCAUCGGCAUCGUUGUGGCUGCUGUUCCUAGUCCAAUCACGGGACCAAGGACCAAACAGCUGACCUCUCCCAGCCCCAUGGGUGCAGCAGAGAACAAAGUUGUGCCCAUGAACUUUCAUGUGGUUUCCCAGCCCAUCCAGCCAGUAAAGCAGACUGCCAAGGCGUCCUCGAGUGUUUCCGGCAGCCCUGUGUGUGAGCGCAUUCCAAACCGCUCCCGCUAUCCCCAGAUCCUCCCCAAGCCCUCUGCCGCCAGUGCCCUGACGCUGCGCUCCCCCCCGACGCUGCUUAUCACCAACAGCCCCAUUAAAACUGUGGUGCCCACGUCACACGUGGCCCCCGUCAAUGUGGUGAAGAUGACGGCCAUAUCCCUGCCGGCCAGCAGCGGCCCUGGCGGAACAACCUUGCGGCCUGUUUUGACGGGUGUGACCAGCACCGGGCUGGUGGAAGAGCAGCGCCAGCCCCUGCAGACCCACAACAGCAGCCAGCAGAGCCCCUUACGGUCCCCUGUCGCAACAAAGACUGCAUGUUUGCCCACUGCCGCCACCUCCAGCACCAGUGUCAAGAUGGAGCUUGAAGCCAUAACUGAUGAUAACCGGGCCCCUAUUGCCGAACAGCUGAACACAACUCAGGAAGCAGCCGGUGAUCCGGAGGGUGUGAGGGGUGCUAAGCGAAGGGCUGCCAGUGAACCCACACCCUACAGCAAGGGAGCUCUGGGGCCUGAUGGGGCAGGCAGAACCUCAUGUGGUGAAAAGUUUCCCUUCAGUGCCAACACUGCGGCAGCUUCUGCCAGCAGCAAUACCAACAGUAACAAAAGCGAAAAUGCUUUAUAUCUAACGAUCUCAAGCCAGAACACCACCAUUGCUCUGUCGUCCCACCCCAACACCACUGCCACGUCACCCAAGGAGAGCUCUUUAGGGUCCAGGAGUCUGAGGAAGCGCUCGGGUGCUGGUUUGGAAUCAAUGCCAGUAAAAAAAGUGUUUAUUACCCAGCACCCUGCGAGUGGUGCCGAAAGCCCCAGUGAUGCAUCAAAGAUGGCCCCCCAGCCAGGGACCCCCGCCAGGCCUGAAAGUGCACCAGCAACAACCACUUGUAAAGUGACUGUGAAACUGAACUCCACUGUACCGACUCGAAUUCUCGCUCGCUCUGAUUCGCCCCUUGGAAAUCCCAGCAUCUUCCAGACUGUUGCAAAACUGCAGGCCAGCCCGCAGCUGAGAGGGGAAGGGCUGCCUUCGAAGAGCGAGGACAGUGGCCUUACUCCCAGAGCCAUUGCCUGCACCUCCAGUCAAGCACUGUUGAAAGAAAUUGCCAGUAGUUCAUCAGCCAUGCAAACCAGUUUGGCCUUAACAGACACCUCCAUCAUGGAUGAGUUGAAGAACCCCAUUUGGGAAGAAGGACGGCUGGGUUGUCUUCAGCAGCAGGCUUUUGUGCAUCAGAUGCUGGACCAUAGGUCUACACCAGUGAUGGGUCAGCUGCCCAUGGAGCCCCAGGCCCCUCCCUCAAAUGAACUGACACUCCACCCGGAUGUUGAAUUUACUGGGCACCAGCCCAGUGUGGAUUAUUUCCCAUUCAAUGAUGAUGACAUGACCCAGGACAGCAUUGUGGAAGAGCUAGUACAGAUGGAGGAGCAGAUGAAGCUGAACAGCCUGCGGUCGUAUGGCAGCUGUGUCGAUGCAUCUCUGCAGAGCCAGUCAGCAGCAGGGCCGGGUCCUGUCCUGUCCUGUCAUCAGACGGACGUUGCUUUUUAUCACUCUCUUCACAGCAGCACCACUCCCACCCUCACACCUACACCGACUCCUACGUCGGAGAUGAUGGCAGCGGGGCCUGGCUUGACCCGGGAGAGCCCUUGUUCUCGGCUGGCACCCGCCACUCCCGUGGAUGGGGCUCUGGGCAGUAAUCGGCACACCCCUGUCAGCACCCCACACUCGAACUGCAGCACUAGUGUCCCCCCAAGUCCAGUGGAUUCCUGUCGGAAUCCCUUCGCCUUCACACCCAUUAACUCCAGUAUUAUCGGCUACCACAAUGCCAGUAUCGUUUCAAGCAGUCCACGCAAGCCAAUGCAGAGGCCCACGGCUACUCACCCCGACAAGGCCAAGCUGGAGUGGAUCAAUAACGGGUAUAACAGUGAUGGAGGUACCUCAGCCAUCUCCAACAAUGGCAUCAGCAUCCUCUCAAACUACCAGAACUUGGUGGAGGACCAGUUCCGUAAACCGCACGCCUUUGCCAUCCCUGGCCAGUCACAUCAAUCACAAGCCAGGCAUGAUACCAACUUUGGCCGUCUGACACCUGUUUCCCCGGUUCAGCAACAGGCCACGGUUGUGACAAAGGAGGAAGGCUUCGCAGUUCCUGCUCCUCUGGAUAACAAAGUCAUGGUGUCAUCAGCCGGUGGCACCUUCCGCUGUCGAAGUGUGAGCCCGGCGGUACGGCAGCGGAAUCUGAGCGGGAGCACGGUCCACACCAGCAUCUCUGGCUCCAUGCUCUCCCAGUUCAACUCACCUGUGACCCCUGAGGUGCUCAACAUUUUUGCUAACAGCUGCCCAAACAUGGACAGUAGUAACAUGGCCCAGAGGAGCCAGUCGGUCCCACUUAAUGUGAUGAUGCAGACUGAGAUGCUGCCAGUGCAGACCACUAACAACAGCACGAAGAUCACAAGCGUGCUGCUGAGCAAGAUGGAUCCUGAUGGCGAUGAUGCUGUCCGGGGUUUGGGUGUCAACAACAUGCCUUCCAACUAUACAGCCCGUAUGAACCUCACCCAGAUCCUGGAGACCACCAGCACUUUCCAAGGUGGCACUGGCCAUCAGAGCCUCCUCAACACGAAUGCCAACCACAAUCCCAGCCAGUUCCAGAAGCCUAGUUACCUCAUGAAGAACGCCAGGAACGAACAGAUGAGCUUAUACUCCAGAGGUAGCCAGGCACAAGUGAGUCCUGAAGAGCAGCAACCAGAACUGCAACAGGGGCAGCCUCUGCAAAAUGAGCAAACCCAGCUAGAGGCCACAUCUGAAAGCCAGCAGCCUCUGGAUUUUGACAGCACUGUCAAGGACCUUCUAGGGGAUGAUGCAUUGAACCCUGGUUCCCAGCUGACGGGGCAGAUGGUCUCUGAACUCACUUCUGUGGCAUCUGAUUUCUCUAGUGAUAUCAGAUUGACCUCUGAACUCUCCAGUAGCAUCAAUGACCUGGACACUAAUUUACUUUUUGACCCCAGUCAGCAGCAGGGACAGUAUGAAGAUUCUACACUGGAGGAACUGAAAAACGAUCCCCUUUUUCAGCAGAUCUGCACUGAGAACUCUGUUAACUUUGAUUGGCUGGAGAGUAAAGACCAACACACAGUGGAAAUGUUGGGUUGAUGCUUGGUUUAUUUUAUUUUUAGGUCUUUUUUUGUUUUUCCUGAUCUUUGGUAACAGUUAUAGAGCACACUGCAACAACACUCUGCACACCAGUGAGACACAACAGCCAGAUCUCAGAUUGUUGUUCUGAUCAGUGAAUGACAUUGCUGUCCUGGAGAUAUGUUGCAGGAGUUAAGUGCAGUUUCCCACUCCUUUUUCACUUUCUUAUUUCUUUCUAUUCUUUCCACCUUGGAAGGAACCGUAUGUCUCUGCAGUAUUUUAAACAAAUCUUCAAGCUGGUCAGACUGUUACUCGGACGUCUGACGUAUCGGUGAGUUGCAGAAGCAUCAGACAGAACCCAGUGGCUCUAACUGAGGGAGCGACUUAAACUGAAACCUCAUAUAGGGGAAACGGAAUCAGUUUUUACAUAUGUUAAAACCAUAGCUUCUCUCGUUGCGUCAGUUUCUCGGUUGAAAGGCUGCCAUCAGAAUGCAGGAAGACCCUCCCUCGCUAGAGUUCUCACAUCCGUGCAGAAGAGAGAAAAAAGCUUGGUGCUUCACGGGAGGAGCAUAUCAAAAUAAGUGACAAUAUUGUGUGGUGGCUUAGUCAUAGGUAGUUUGUUGUAACAUUACUGUGUUUUCAAAAGGGAAGAGCUUGUUUCCCCCUCCUAAACAUUUGGGAAUCUGCUGUGAGGCCCUGUAGGUGAUAGAUGCCUUCUGUGGAGCCAUGACUGCAGACUCUGCAGACCUAAAGGUCGAGGGUCACAUGCGGUGUUGGGUGUGCAAGCCGAAACCUCCACAAGUCUCAGUGAUAGACGGUGGCUAGAAUCUGCAAUGAGAUGCAGGCUGCUUGUUUUAUGCGUGUUAACUGAAUGGUUAACUAGGGAAGGAAUUUCUGUGACUUCACGUCGGUGUACCUGGUGUGAGGAAUACAGCUUAGUGUUUUUUUUUUAUUUUAGUUUUUUUUUUUAUAUAAAAAUGCAAAUGCUAUACAUACUAUUUGGGGAAUCAAAGUGUGUUCAGUAGCCCAGCUUGUAAACAAGUGGUUUGGCUGUUGUACGAUAGAAAAAAAUAUUAGAUGUUGCCCACUUGGCACCAGAGAGGCUUUAUGGAGGCCAAAGCACAUGCUGUCUAUGACGGAGGUAAUUGGGGAUAAGCAAUGUAAAAUGUCCUCUCCUUCUUUGGUGGACAGUUAAUUUCUUGAUGACUUUGUAUCUAUGCAGGUCUGUGUGACAGAUGAAAGCCCCUCUAAUUCCUGUCAGAUGGUGGCUUUAUGGGUCUUGAAUGUUUAUCUUCAGCGUUUUACCGCAUGAUCCAUUGGUCUAAGUUAUUACAGAAUGGUCUGUAAGAAUAAAAUUCCAGAUCUAUGUAGAGAUUAUUGCAAAAUUAUAAAGGUUGCAAAAAGGUUUAUGGUACAGAAUGUGUCCCGGGUCUACAUGGGUGUGAAAGGCAAUAGAAUUCAGAGAAAUCAGUUGGUGUUACAUAAACAUUUCAUGUUCGGGGGGGCAGUUGGCUGAAAUUCAGAGCAAACAGACAAUCCACUGCUUUUCUGAUCCAUCAAUCAGCUCAUUUCAAGGAGCCUGUUUUUCCAUUAUUUUUUUUUCCUUUUUUAAAAAGGAAACCAAGUUAAUGAUACAAAAGUGAAACAUUUCGGAUGAGGGCAGCAUCGGUCGUAGUGCUGCCCAGUCGACCCUCAGCUUCUUUAGCCCGCAGUCAGUCUUGCGAUUGGUUGCACAGUUGCUUGUCUCAUGCAUGGGUGGCACCGUGUAGAGUAGGCGGUUUUGGUGUAAAGAGCAGAAGCUCACAUUUUGAGAUUCCAGUUACUUUGGCCAAAGCGGGGGGAGGGGGGAUCUGUGAAAUGGGACUAGGUGCUCUGAGUCCUGCGGUCGCAUGGGGUCGGCAGUGGACAGAUGCUGCCUUAGUGGCAUUUAAUGAGAAUCAGCCUUAUGUUGUUACCAAAGAAAAGCUGUUCAAGUCAGCAUGACAAAAUGAAAUUUUGUUAAUUACAUUGACCCUCCCACCCAAAAUGCAUGUUUUAAGGUUUGCAGGUUUCUAAACCUUUGAUAGGCACGGUUGUGGUGGAGACUUCACUGUGUCAGAGGAAGGGGAGGCAGGACGGUUUGACUCUGUGGGGCUGAGAUGGUUAAGCAUGACAGCUCCUCUGUAGCACUGGGAACCAGGAUUUUAUAGGCAAGCUGACAAGCCCACACUACUCUUAUGGUUUAUGAAAACAUGUAGCAAGACAGACGUUGCGCAAAUUUUGUCGACUGUUGCUUUAAUUCGUGCUAUUCCUUGUUGAAGCUCUCUUUGUAAAUACCACUGGUAAGAAAAUCCAGUCUUGCAGGACACUGUGGCGUUAUGAAGUCGUCUGCAUUCAGAAUCAUCUGUGCACCUUCCAAAAAUAUUACUCUGUCGAAUGAGCUGGGUGACUCGCUCCUGGCUUUUUUGCACCUUUACUUGGAAAUGUCCUCCCUCCACCCACCCCCCAAAAUCCUGUAAAAAUAUGUCUUCUGCCCCAAUAUCAGGGCUGUGCUCUGGACUGAAGACAAUAGCCUGACAACUGUGGAAAGAAGCAGCUUUAGGUCAGAUUAGGCUGCACAUCUUUCUGUGCUGGAGUGUGGCAGCAGACACUGGAAAAUCACUUCAGAUCUAAUUGAGCUUCAAGAGGUUCACACUAUUGCACUAAACUUUUUAAUGAACCAGGGCAUCAUUUUUUAGGACAAAUGCAACAACUGAAGCCCGCAGAAAAAGUAUUUUUUAUAACAAGCUUAAAAAAUUUGAAAAUGACGUUUAUAUAUCUUGUGUAGCAAUGUGCUUUAAUCUCAGUGAGAUAAGUCCUUCACUCGUUCUCAUACAUGAGAAUAUAAACUCGAUUUAAAAUUUUUAAAAAAUAAGGUAUUAGACAUUUCCUUAACCGUGUUGAUAAAUAAUUAUUGAUGUGCAUGUAUGUCCGUUCUCUUGUACAGAAUAUUGUUUGUAACCACUUUCUUUGCCUGUAAUGAGUGGUUCUGUCAACCACAAAGGUAUAGCUAACUCAAAAAAAUCUGUUCUUUGAUGUUUACUAAUAUCAGUUCUUGUUCUGUUAAUGCCUAUUUGCUUUUUAGUGUUUUAAUGAAAAGGAUGUUUUUAUGGCAAAGUUCAAGGUAUUUUUUUUCCUGGAGAAACCAUUAAAUAAGCACUGAUGUCUGGACUAUGAAGAAAAUACUCUGUUUGUGCUACUCCUAUGCUGUCCGACUCUGACCCGCUAGUACCUCCACACAGCCCUUCCAUUUGACAUGUAGAACUUCACACCAUGUUGUCAGUGUUGUCGGGGAUACAGCAGACCGUAGUCUGGUGAUUUUUUCAAUGGCAUUUCAGCAAUGUUUCUCUUUGAUUUCUUUUUUUUUUUUUUAACGGCAAGUGCUCACAGAUGUUGAGAUUUUUAAAAGUGGUUUUAAAAACCAAUAAAUUUUUUAAAAUAA